This is a messenger RNA of Daphnia carinata, 640 nucleotides long. It is a transcript of the gene Ak6, whose product is annotated as adenylate kinase isoenzyme 6-like. The coding region runs from base 109 to 636 and encodes 175 amino acids. The record is from RefSeq and is a predicted model, not a curated record. Gene Ontology annotation, molecular function: ATP binding; AMP kinase activity; ATP hydrolysis activity. The transcript is spliced from 4 exons. NCBI's taxonomy places the organism in Eukaryota, Metazoa, Arthropoda, Branchiopoda, Diplostraca, Daphniidae. Gene Ontology annotation, cellular component: cytoplasm; nucleus.
UUCUCCCUCCCAUCCCCUUUCUGUAAAGUUGUAAACAAGGGUCGUAGAACACGUUGUUUUUUUUUUUGUUAAAUAAAAUAGUUUAAUAAAACUUUGUUAGAAACCAUAAUGGCAGAAUCGCGUUCGUUACCAAACAUUCUCAUAACGGGAACACCAGGGGUGGGGAAAUCCACACUUUGUCAGCAGUUAGUGGAAAGAACCAAUUUUCAGUGGCUUGAGGUGGGUAAGCUUGCGAAGGAAAACAAUUGCUAUGAAGAAUUUGAUGAAGUUUACCGUUGCCCAGUUUUGCAUGAAGAUAAGAUUCUAGAUUUAAUGGAAGAUCAGAUGACUGAUGGAGGAAUAAUUGUCGAUUAUCAUGGAUGUGACUUUUUCCCUGAACGCUGGUUUGAUAUAGUGUUUGUGCUGAGAACAAACAAUACAGCCUUAUUUGAUAGAUUAUCAAAACGAGGCUACAGUGGGAAAAAACUGGAGGACAAUAUUGAAUGUGAAAUUUUUGGUACCAUUCAUGAAGAAGCAAUUGAUUCUUACAAGAAAGAUUCUGUUUUCGAAUUGUCAAGUAAUAGUGCAGACGAAAUGGAUGAAAAUGUUGAACAGAUUGUGCAGUGGAUAGAGCAAUGGAAACAAAAUAAAAUGUGAUUCC